Pelecanus crispus (Dalmatian pelican) is the source of this 1568-nucleotide messenger RNA. Lineage: Eukaryota; Metazoa; Chordata; Aves; Pelecaniformes; Pelecanidae. The record is from RefSeq and is a predicted model, not a curated record.
CUGUGUACGAUCGAAUGCGAGCAGACCAGAAAAAAUUUGGUAAGGCAGCAUGGGCAGCAGCAGUGGAACGCAUGGAGAAGCUUCAGUAUGCAGUUUCUAAGGAGACACUGCAGUUGAUGCGCGCUAAAGAAAUCUGUUUGGAGCAGAAGAAACAUGCACUGAAAGAGGAGAUGCAGAGCCUGAAAGGUGGUACAGAAGCCAUAGCCCAUUUGGACCAGUUAGAAGCUGAUUAUUAUGAUCUGCAGCUUCAAUUAUAUGAAGUGCAGUUUGAGAUCUUGAAAUGUGAAGAGCUUCUGCUGACAGCACAACUUGAAAGCAUCAGAAGACUGAUGUCAGAGAAGAGAGAUGAAGUGGUAUAUUAUGACACUUACGAAAGUAUGGAAGCCAUGCUUGAAAAAGAGGAUAUGGCAACAUCUAUACACUUGCAGAAAGAGGAGCUGCAAAAGUUACAACAAAAAAUCCGCCAGCUGGAAGCAAGGCGUGGACGUAUUUCAGCCAAGAAAGCCUACCUCAGAAAUAAGAAGGAAAUCUGCAUCGCAAAGCAUAAUGAAAAGAUCCAGCAGCAUCACCAGAGUGAGGAGGAAUACAAAAUGCACCAUACUAUUCAGCUAAAGCGAGAUCAAUUACAAGAUGAAGAAGAAAGAAAGAGCUCCUGGGUUAGUCAGGAACGACAGAAAACACUGGACAGACUUCGCACGUUUAAACAGCGGUACCCUGGGCAAGUAAUACUUAAAUCAACCAGACUACGGCUGGCUCAUGCAAGAAGAAAAUGUGCAGCCAGCUCAAUGUCCUGUGUUGAUCAGCCUCAAUCUUUGCCAGCAACCAUACAAAUCCAAGAGAAGAGUGAAGAGGUGGAAUUGGAAAAUGCAGUUCAGCCUUUGCACGUGCAGGAAUCCACAAGCUUGGAACAACUUCAGGAUAUCUCGUUACCUCCCAAUGGUAUUACCUCUGAACUGCUUCAUGUUAGUACUUCUCCAAUCACCAGUAAUGAGCUUCAACCAGAGACUAUUACUGUAGUACCGCUUCCACCCCCUUUGCCUCCACCACCUCCACCUCCGCCUCCACCUUUGCCCUCCAAGGAAGAUGCCACCAAAUCCUUAGAGAAGAGCGACAGCUUUGUUAAACGUCAGAGUGAGGAGAAAGGAGUCCAGCACUCUUCUGGUGUCCCACCAGCACAUCUCUUUGACAGCAGUCAGCUAGUCAGUGCCAAGAAGAAGCUUAAGAAGACUGGUGAUCUAGAGGGUUUACAGAGGAGGAGAGUGAGUUCCCCAAUGGAUGAAGUACUGGCUUCCUUGAAACGUGGCAGCUUUCACUUAAGAAAAGUUGAGCAGAGAAGUCUCCCUCCUUUUCCUGAUGAAGAUGAUAGCAAUAACAUCUUGGCACAGAUCAGGAAAGGGGUGAAACUGAAGAAAGUGCAGAAAGAUGUUUUGAGAGAAUCCUUUACAAUUCUGCCUGAUACUGAUCCUCUGACAAGGAGCAUCCAUGAAGCAUUGCGACGAAUUAAGGAAGCAUCACCUGAAUCAGAGGAUGAAGAGGAGAGUUUGCCUUGCACAGACUGGGAAAAUUAA